Messenger RNA from Chroicocephalus ridibundus (black-headed gull), 826 nucleotides. It is a transcript of the gene REP15, whose product is annotated as RAB15 effector protein. Lineage: Eukaryota; Metazoa; Chordata; Aves; Charadriiformes; Laridae. The record is from RefSeq and is a predicted model, not a curated record. Gene Ontology annotation, biological process: receptor recycling.
ACGCUUAAUAGGUCUGGCUGAGCCCAGUGCCUACAGAGUCUUUGCUGGAAAAUUAAGCGACUUCCCUCAGGCAGCGUGCAUGUGGUAACAACCUCCUCCUGCACAGAAAAUGCGCCAGGCGGUCUCACAUGAGGUCGACUAGGAGAACAAGGUUGAAACUCUUGUCAUCUGUGAAGUCUUCAGUCAAGGUGUGGUUCAUGAAUCUCAAAGGCUGAAGGACUGUCUUGGUUUCAUGGAUCCUCAGAGCAAAUUCCAGACAGCCACAAACAUGCUGAGCGAGAUCUUUGUGCUCAACUUCAUCAACUUCUAUGGAAAAGGAGUGGAGGAACGUAGCACAACCAGCAAAAUGAGCAAGCAGCAGUCCUCCCUGUUCAGAGUGGACUGGAUCUGGACUCUGUCUAGAGCUGACACGCAAAUCAAACUUCAGACUGCCAUGCAGGCUUCACAGCUAGCCGAGCUUUUCUGUAGCGAAGGUGGCCCCGCUGAGGUGGUGGACUGCUGCUGGGAAACCACACUGGCAGAUGAGCACUUCCAAAACAGGAACAGGUUUGAGAAGCUGGUGGAGUUCUGCCGCCUGGUGGGGCAGGACUGCCUCGGCUUGUUCAUCGUGUUCAGCGUGGCAGGGAAGUCCAAGGAUACACACAGAGUCAUGCCAGACAGCAUUGCCAAGGAAGAGCAAAAAUGCCACCUGUUGGGCAGCAAUGCGCUACAGCAAUUUGUCAUAAGUACUCACAGCUUCCUGCCCACAAAAGACAUGUUGGAAAACUGUCUCGGCGCAAAAAACAGACCGAAGGCGAUGGGCAACGUGUACAUAAACUUUCUGUAA